Messenger RNA from Acanthosepion pharaonis, 735 nucleotides. The record is from the annotation of a GenBank genome assembly. NCBI's taxonomy places the organism in Eukaryota, Metazoa, Mollusca, Cephalopoda, Sepiida, Sepiidae.
AUGGGCGGAGAGAGUCAAAGAAAGAAAUUUUCUUCUUUUUGUUUUUUCUCUUACAUCCCUCGAUUUGUCUGUGACUCUUUCAUUUUUUUCCUCUUUCAUUUUCUCCUCUUUCUCACUGAUUUUCUUCUAUUUUUGUUUCUCUCUCAUUUUCCUUUGUUUCUCUCUCUCGUUUCCCGUCUUUCUUCCCUUUUCUGUCACUUCUUUCUCUUUGUUCCUUUCUCUUUCAUUUUCCUAGAAAUCUUUGUUCCUUUCUUUCUAUUCUUUUUCUUUUUUUGCUUCGCUUUCAUUUCCCUCAGUUUGUCUCAUUCAUUUCCCAUCUUUGUUCCCUUUUCUUUCACUUCUCUCCCCCCCUCUCUCUUUGUUCCUUUCUCUUUCAUUUUUCCAUUUUUGUUCCUUUUUUUUCUUCUUUUCCCUUUCUUUGUUUCUCUUAUUUCCCUCAGUUGGUCUCUUUGUUUCUCAUUUUCCCCUUUGUUCAUUUCUCUCUCAUUUUUUCCUUUUUUUUUCCGUUUCUUCCACGUUUCCUUUUUUUCUUUAUUUCCCACUCAUUGUCUUCUCGUUGUUUUCCUUUUACUUUCCCUUUUCUUCAAUUCUCUCUCAAUUUUCCUUCCUCAUAUUCUCUUUCUUUCCUUUUCGCCCUUGCUUUGUAUUCUUUUCUCUUUCACAUAUUCCUUCCCUUCUAUUUCCUACCCGCUUUUUUCCACCAUCUUUUCUCGCAUAUAUGGCCUUCUUUUUUAG